Amoebophrya sp. A25 is the source of this 432-nucleotide messenger RNA. The record is from the annotation of a GenBank genome assembly. NCBI's taxonomy places the organism in Eukaryota, Dinophyceae, Syndiniales, Amoebophryaceae.
AUGAACCAAGAUGAGGAAGAAAUGCUGUAUGCUCGAGCCUUCAUGGGAAGAAAUGUAUCAUCUGAUUUUUACAUACUUCCAGUACUAAAUAUAGCAGAAGGAGCUGUGUUAGAUGAAGCUUUGACAGCUUCAACAACGGCGCGGGCGCCAGCGCGCGUUGUGGUAUUAUGCUGGUCGUUGUGCGGCUCGAGCAGCUCCACAUCACACUGCUGGUUUCAUCUUCUGAGAGGAAUGAAUAAGAAUUUUUCUCAUCGAGCGAACAAGAAUGCUACAGCAACAACAACAACAAUAAACUGUACAGCACCAUCCACUACCCAACACGAACAAGAACAUGAUAAGGUUAAGAACGCUUUCCCCCCCGAAGCGCGUAUGAAGAAUUCUUUCCUCAGUGCUCCUACAGUUCGUCAUGACAGUAUAUGUGAUCACAAGAAG